This is a messenger RNA of Selaginella moellendorffii, 892 nucleotides long. RefSeq names its product cytochrome c oxidase subunit 6b-1. Lineage: Eukaryota; Viridiplantae; Streptophyta; Lycopodiopsida; Selaginellales; Selaginellaceae. The record is from RefSeq and is a predicted model, not a curated record. Gene Ontology annotation, cellular component: mitochondrion; respiratory chain complex IV. The transcript is spliced from 4 exons. The coding region runs from base 66 to 728 and encodes 220 amino acids.
GGCUAUCGCGCUUACGUGGCACCAUUUUACAUUUAGGGCAAGGAAAGCUCUCUAGAAGCUUGGCGAUGGGCGCGAGUCACAGCAACCUCGUCCAUGCCGCGAGCGAGGAGGCGGGGGUGAAAGCGGCGGAGCUUCCAGUGGUAGAGACUGCUGCGCCGACCAGACAGGAAGCGGAAUUGCCAGUUCCGACCGAGGAGUCCUCUGACUCUCCUUCUGACUCCACUGCUCAUGCAUCCAAUCCGGAUUCUUCUUCUUCCGAGCUCCAAGAAGAAGAAAAGGAGCAUGCAUCGCAAGAAGGAGCUGCUGCUGGCGAAGACGCUGGAGACAAUGGAGAGAAUUUAGUCCAGGAAGAGCCGGAGGAGGAGAAAGAAGAAGAAGAAGAAGAGCAACCAAAGCCCAAACUCACGGUCGAGGACGUCUUGAAUACAAAGACUGCUCCAUUUGAUAUCCGGUUUCCAUCGACCAACCAAACCAAGCACUGCUACACUCGCUACAUUGAAUAUCACAAGUGCCGCAAAGAAAGAGGACCUGACGCUCCGGAGUGUGACAAAUAUGCCAGAUACUAUCGCUCUCUGUGCCCCUCCGAAUGGGUAAGUCCUUUUAAAUCUGUUCGUGAUAGAUACAGAUGCGUAACUGGUGCUACUAUCUACAGAUUGAGAGAUGGAACGAGCAGAGGGAGAUGGGUGUCUUUCCCGGACCUUAUUAGGCAGGCUGCCGAGUUCAAAUAAAAUUUAGCUGGCGAGUACCAAGCACGAUAAGUAAGUAGACAACUCACAUUUUCGAACAAAAACAGGCAGGUGUAUCCCGAAAGAAUGCGCUGUGAGUGUUCUCCAUUCUUUGGUACUCAUGUCAACCACUUUCUUCUUCAAUCUCAAGCCAGAUCUCAAACGAA